AUGCCACCAAAGGCUCCGACCCAAGAGAAGCUGGUGCCCUUGAUCGAUGUGUCUCCAAAAUCGCAAAAAGUCGCCGCAGCCGGUGGCUCUUUUCAGCUCCAAUUAACCAGCAUUGCGGAUAAGCCGGCGGCGAUUAGGGUAUGGAAUUUUAACUUUUAUAAAAAAAUUUUUAUUUUUUCAAAUUUAAAAAAAACAUUUUUUUAUUUUUUUCGGUGCAAAAGUUCGUAGAAAAAAUCUUUUUAUUAUUUUAAACUUCAACAAGCUUGAGCUUUAUCGACAUUUAAAAUCAAAAAAAUCUAAAAAAAAAUUCUUUAACUUUUGGACCAAUGUAGUAAACUUUGUUAUUUACUAUUGUCAUCAUUCCAGAUCAAGACCAGCAACAAUGAGUUUUACCGUGUGAAGCCCGUGUACCAGGUCAUAAAACCGAAGGAAAAGAAGACAUUAGACGUUGUGCGUAUUCCUGGUCCAGCAUCGAAAGACAAGAUUAUUGUACAAUCGAUGGAAACUCGAGAAGACGAAGAACCUCAAGAUCCUUUCAAAGCCGGCUGUCUGCCAAUCGAAAUUCACAUCGAAAUCACUGCCGCUUAA
This is a messenger RNA of Bursaphelenchus okinawaensis, 588 nucleotides long. Lineage: Eukaryota; Metazoa; Nematoda; Chromadorea; Rhabditida; Aphelenchoididae. The record is from the annotation of a GenBank genome assembly.